Molecule: messenger RNA, 2865 nt
Organism: Trypanosoma rangeli
Lineage: Eukaryota; Euglenozoa; Kinetoplastea; Trypanosomatida; Trypanosomatidae
Product: PIF1 helicase-like protein
Exons: 1
Coding region: 1-2865 (954 amino acids)
Biological process (GO): telomere maintenance; DNA repair
Molecular function (GO): DNA helicase activity; ATP hydrolysis activity
Source: RefSeq, a predicted model, not a curated record
AUGUUCACACGUUUCUUAGCAUCUUUGCGGCAGAUCAACGCCGUUGGGGCGGCGCGGCACGCGGCUUUUUUCACCUCGUGGCGGCAGGUCAGCCGUGAGACGGGAAAACGGCCGCCCUCGCGAUGCCCCUCGCAACAGAGGCAACAUCGUGUCGCGAGCGCGGCGAUAUUGUCCGACGUCCUGGCGAAGGAGACGAAGAGUGUGCUGACGCGUGCCGUUGCUCCGCCUCCGCCGGCGCUGUCGUCCCCGUUGGCGCCUUCACGAGGAACGCGAGGACGACGUCCGAGAAACUCGCGUGGUGAAAUCGAAACCGCCGGCAGCGCCGUGGAGGGGAAAAAGGAACAGGCGGGCAGAGAAGCCAUGGUGCCCGGGCACAAUGAGCAGGCGGCAUUGCAGGGCAUGAAGCCGAAGAAGACGUUGACAGGGGUGAAGAAGAAACAGAGGAAGGCGGCAGAAGGGGUUCAGCAGCUGAACAUCACGCCUGUGGCCUCCGGCAUAGAUAUGCGCAUCGAGACUAAAAAGGCGAAAGGAGUAGCCGUUGUUGCUGGAGAGGAUGAGGUGGCUGUGGACAAGGAGAGCGAGCAGUUUAUGCGACUUUUGGUGGAUGAGACGACGCGGCGGCAACAACAGCGGGGCGGGGUGGCCCCCGACCGCCAGGAGCACGAUACCAACCUCUGUGACGAGGAGGAGUACCUUGCGCAGCUGGAAGGGGUGCGCCGCAUCCACGCGGUCAAAGCUGCACCCGAGGAGGCAACUGCAGGGGAUAAGGCUACCGCGUCACUUUUGGAGGAUGCGGCGGAGGACGACGAUGCCGCCAACUGCGUCGACGAGCUCAGCGGGGAGCAACGCCGUGCGGUGGAGUUGGCGCUGCAGCGGCGCAACUUAUUUGUCACGGGUGGCGCUGGGACAGGCAAAUCGCUGGUUAUCCGUGAGAUUGUGCGGCGGAUGCGCCAAGACGGCAGCCGUUCGGUGUUUGUUACGGCCACAACAGGGGUGGCGGCGCUGAAUGUGCGUGGGUCGACCAUUAAUAGCUUCGCUGGCGUGAAGUUUGGCGCCGGUGCGGCGCAGGAUCUGUUGAAGUGGGUACGCCGCAACCGCCGCGCCGCGGGGAGGUGGAAGUACUGCCAGACCCUCAUCAUUGACGAAAUCUCCAUGAUGGAUCCCGAGCUGCUAGACAAGUUAGACUUCAUUGCCCGCGCGAUGCGCCGCCGUGUGGACGAGCCGUUUGGCGGAAUUCACAUCAUUCUUUGCGGAGACUUCCUGCAGCUCCCACCCAUUCCGCCCCGCCACGGCCAGUGGUCUCAAUCCCAGUGGCAGGGGGGAGACGCGACGGCGAGGAAUAGGGCUGACGCUGGUGAGGGGGAGGAGGCGGAAGCGGUGUUGCCGGUGCAGCCCACGAAGCGGUACUGUUUUGAAGGGGAGGCGUGGAGGGGGCUGGGGCUGACGACAGUGGUGCUGCGGCAGAAGUUCCGUCAGAACGAGGAUGCCAACUUCCAGCGCGUUCUCGACGACGUGCGCCUCGGGGUGCUCUCGGCGGAGACGCACGAGAUGCUCAUGUCCCGCGCUGUCACAGAAACGUCUAAAGCAAGGCCGCGGAGAGGCAGCUACCUCGCCGAGCCCCUGCAGAAUGCGACGACGAUGGCGGCUGGAGACAGGGAGAGGUAUGUGCGGCUAUGCGCCACAAACAAGGAGGUGGAGGCCCGCAACACCAAGUAUUUCGCUGCCUUGGAGCCGCGUGGGGUGGUUGGUUGCCCCAGGCCAACAGAUGCAAGUGACUCGUCUCACGCACCCUGGGCACAGGAGCGUUAUACUAGCAACACGAAUGACGAUGGGGAGGAUGGGACGUAUGAAGUGGAGAAGGAGGAAGAUGAUAUGCGUCCCCUGCAGGUUUACCGCGCAAACGACAUUUAUGAAGAGGACGAUGCCGCCGCCUCCGGCCUGCCGUCGUGGGUGAGGUUUGAAGACAGCACCCUACCCACGGAGCUCGAGCUGAAGGUGGGCACCCGUGUGAUGCUGCUGCAGAACAUUUCGCUUCGCUUGGGUCUGGUGAAUGGCUCAGUUGGGGAGGUCGUCGGCUUCCUGCACCCGCUUGAGCUUGUCGAGCUCGUCCUGCGGGCACCGCGUGAGCGACACCACAGCUCUGCCCGUGGGCAGGAGCUGCUAAGUCGUGGCGGGUUCCCCACCACCAACGAUGCCUUCCGUUGCGUGGAUACGUCACUGGGGCAGUCGCUUUUCUGGUCGCUACGUCAGCGCGGUCUGCGGCAGCCGACGGAGGUGAGUUACGGUAGCGUCUACGGCAAUGCCCACUACCGGGACGUGCAGAAGCUCGUCGGCAUCUCCACUCAGGCCUCCGUGCACCCGCUGGAGCUGUACCUUGGCGGGAUCCCGCCGCCGCAGCUGCGCCGCAGCCGACUGCCGGUGGUGAAGCUUGACCUGCAGCCGCAGCACCUCUCCCUUCGCUCGGACGCAGCAGCGAAGGUAAGCGAUGACGCGGGUCGUGGUGCGCGUCUUCCGCGGCACGUCUACGCGUUUGUGUCGCCCUACUCGCAUCGUUGGUACAUGGGCGAUCAGGUGGUCGCGACGCGCACGCAAAUUCCGCUGCGGCAAGCCUGGGCCAUGACGGUGCACAAGGCGCAGGGACUGACCAUCUCGCACGUGGAGGUUGCGAUGCACCGUUUUUUUUCACCUGGACAGGCGUACGUCGCAUUGAGCCGUGGCACGCAGCUGGAUAACAUUCGCCUGUUGAACUUCAAGGAAAACAGCAUCCGUGCGUGCCCUGUUGCAAAGAGCUUCUACGCCACUCUGGUGAACGCGGAGCAGGGCGUAGACGAGGCGUCGGACGAGACUGGCAUCUCCGUGAACUGA